This is a messenger RNA of Clarias gariepinus (North African catfish), 1613 nucleotides long. It is a transcript of the gene arr3a, whose product is annotated as arrestin 3a, retinal (X-arrestin). Gene Ontology annotation, biological process: G protein-coupled receptor internalization; signal transduction; visual perception. Bases 106 to 1182 code for a protein of 358 amino acids. Lineage: Eukaryota; Metazoa; Chordata; Actinopteri; Siluriformes; Clariidae. Gene Ontology annotation, molecular function: G protein-coupled receptor binding. The transcript has 16 exons. The record is from RefSeq and is a predicted model, not a curated record.
ACACUCGCACGCUGUCUCGCACCACAGACGCGACGCUCAGACCACGAGAGAUCAACCGCGAACCAACAGCAGGACACAGGAUCCUGAUUGUGAGAGACAGGGAACAUGGUGGAUAAGGUUUACAAGAAGACGAGCGGUAAUGGCCAGCUCACUCUGUACCUGGGAAAGAGGGAUUAUGUUGACAACGUAGACAGCGUGGAGCCUGUUGAGGGUGUGGUGAAGAUCGACCCCAGUGACCUGGGAGACAGGAAAGUGUGGGUCCAGCUGUGCUGUGCGUUCCGGUACGGUAACGAGGACUUGGAUGUGAUCGGACUGAUUUUCAGGAAGGACAUCUGGAUCACUCACACCCAGCUUUACCCCGAGGCUGGACACAAACCCCAGCUCACUGACAUGCACAACACACUGCUGAAGAAAGCUGGGGAGCAGGCGUACCCCUUCACCUUCACCAUCCCAACCAAUCUCCCGUGUUCCAUCACCCUGCAGCCCGGCCCGGAUGAUCAAGGAAAGAAGCCCUGUGGCGUGGACUUCGAGGUGAAAGCGUACGUAGCCAAACAGGCAGAAGAUCCGAACGAGAAAAUCGAGAAGAAGGACACAUGUCGUCUGGUUAUCCGUAAGUCCCAGUACGCUCCGCUGAACACAGGAGCCGGACAGAAGGCAGAACUCUGUAAGAGCUUCAUGCUGUCGGACAAACCGCUGCUGCUGGAGGCGUCGCUGGAGAAAGACGUUUAUUACCACGGAGAAACCAUUCCUGUUAAAGUGAAGGUAAAGAACGACACCAACAAAGUGGUGAAUAAAAUCAGAAUCACUGUUGAUCAGACGACCGAUGUGAUUCUCUACUCCGCUGAUAAAUACACCAAGUCUGUCCUGAACCAGGAGUUUGCGGAGACAGUGGAGGCGAACUCAUCGGCAGAGAAAGUUCUCCGCAUCACACCGCUGCUCGCACAGAACAAAGAGAAACGAGGACUGGCUGUGGACGGGAAACUGAAAUACGAGGACACAAAUCUGGCGUCCACCACACUUGUAAGGCCGGGGAUGGACAGAGAGAUUUUGGGGAUUAUGGUGUUUUAUAAAAUCACGGUUCACCUGCUGGUGUCUGGAGGAGGGCUAUUGGGAGGUCUGACUGGCAGUGACGUGGCGGUGGAGUUGCCUCUGACUCUGAUGCACCCCAAACCCACAGCGUGAGUGAUGUGAACACAGAUCCCUCAUCUAGUUUGCUUCCACAGCAACAUGGAGAAGACAUGUAGAGGACAUCUGUUCUCUAUCACUUAGGACGUUCCAAAGGACGAGAGGACUGAAGACGUGUCUCAAAGUCUCUGGUUGUGUAAUUUAGUGAUUAACUGUAAUUUAGAGUUUUUUUGCAGCAGCAGCUUUCUUCAGUCAUCUAAUAAUCAUCAUUACUGCAGCAUCAUCCUCUUACUCAGCACACACACACACACACACACACACUGUCUGAAGAGCAUAAAUUUAUUCUCUUAUUUAUCUUAAUGUUUCUUUAUUGAAGUUUGAAAGUGAAAUGUGAUGUUAUUGUGUAAUUGUAGUAAAAACACUUGUGUGAUGUCACAUAUAUCUGAGAUAAACCCCACAGCACCCAAUAAAGACUAAUAAAACCCUGA